AGGAGGCAGGAGAGUCCAGUGUGCGAGCGACGAGAACGCAAUCAGAUGGUGGCGAAGAUCGUGGAUUGACAGGUCGCGGGUUGCACGAGAGAGCGCGAGAGAGAGAGAGAGAGCGAGGGAGCGCGCGCGCGCGAGAGGGAGAAGGAACAGGCGUUUUAACGGCGGUUGGCGUUUAGGCUCUCUCUCUGGCAGGACGGGGACGGUUUUUUUCCGUGUGUACGCGUCCGUGGCACGAAAGAAAAGCUACGGAGAAAGAGAGAAAGAGAGGAGAGAAAGCGAGCCGCGAGUGAGAGAAACACGGCGGUUGACGUGCGCGACGGUCUCGUCAUCGACGACGAAAUGAUCCUCUAGCCUCCCCGUGGCUUCCUUGGCCUGGCCUGGUCCGCGCGAGAAGGGAGGCCGACGAGCGGACUCUCGGAAGCAGGAGGUCACCCCCUUGGAGGAGAAGGAGGAGGCGGACCAUCCCUUUCGUCUGUGCGCUGAAUAUAACGCUCGUUUUACAUUAUCGUCGGGGACAGAGAAGUGCGUGUCGCCGCAGAGUGCCCGGAGUACGGCCGCGCGAGGAGUUCGCGAUCGUUCCCUCACGCGCCGAGAAGGGUAAUCGACGGGGGCGCUUAUCCAGAGGGCCCUCCCGGGGCACGACGGAGUGCCUGUCGGGCUCAGCUGAUCCACGCGCAGCGGACGGCGGAGGAGUAGGAGGAGGGCGGUGGAGGAGGUAGUGGUGGAGGACGCUACCAGGAGCGCCGCGGGGCGAGGAAGGGCCCCAGCCGAACUCAGCACCGUCGACGAUCGAGCAGCGCCGAUAAAUAUGUCGUCCCCCAGCGCCGGCAAGCGACGCAUGGACACGGACGUUAUCAAACUAAUAGAAAGCAAACACGAGGUGACGAUUCUAGGAGGACUAAAUGAAUUCUCCGUUAAGUUCUACGGACCACGAGGGACGCCCUACGAGGGUGGAAUAUGGAAAGUGAGGGUUCAUCUGCCGGAGCACUACCCUUUCAAAUCACCUUCGAUCGGUUUCAUGAACAAGGUCUACCAUCCUAACAUUGACGAAGUCUCGGGCACGGUCUGUCUAGACGUUAUAAACCAGGCUUGGACUGCCCUUUACGACUUGUCAAAUAUUUUCGAGUCUUUCCUGCCUCAGUUGUUAACAUAUCCCAAUCCAAUCGAUCCCCUGAACGGCGAUGCUGCCGCGAUGUAUCUUCACAAACCCGAAGAGUACAAGAAGAAAGUGGCGGAUUACGUCAGGAAGUACGCGACGGAAGAGGCGCUGAGGGACCAGGAGAACGGCGGCACCGGCAACGGGAUGUCCUCCGACAGCGAGUCGUCGAUGAGCGACUUCAGCGAGGACGAGGCGCAGGACAUGGAGUUGUAACCAAAUAUAUUACCAUCCGCGCGUACCCAUAUCCUUAAUCAUCUCGAUUCCCUGUAAGAUCCCCGAUCGCUCGUCCUACUACCAAAUAGAUGCUUACACCCGAGACUCCGAGCCUCACUUCUGGUGACGGCGACGAGAUCCCCCUUUACGUCUCGUCGCUGCUCUCGUCGCCCGUCGCUCGUACAUAUAUAUAGAGGGGGUGGUGAUCGACCAUCCCCGGCACGACGAGAGUGAAAGUGACGGAGACGAACGAGGUAAAAACGGAGAAUCGCGCUCUUCUCACCGAGCGUAUCCCGAGGGGCGUUUUCUAUCACGACGGCGAUGUCUCUCACGGUCGUCCAAGCUCUUACUUGAAUUAAUUCGUUAAUUAUUCGCUGCGUUUAAUUGCCACAAUCACGACGACGAUGAUGACGAUGAGUGUAACGUACUCGUCAACAAACGACGAAAUUCGGAAUCUCUGUAAACGUCUCGAGAGUCGAUGCUUUCACUUUUCAGCGCGAAGAAGAAAAAAAGGAAGGGUAUAAGACAGUGAGACAAAGAGAGAGGCUCUCAUCGUUGGUAUUUAAGGAUUAUCCGUCGAUCGAUGUAAUGUCGAUUUUCGAAAUUACGUCCUCCGACUAUUCCAGCAUCAAUCGGACGAUGCUUCUACUGUGUAUAUCUACGAUGCGUUUCUUUGUAAUUGAACAGCAAAACAAUAACGUACCUGCGACGGAGAGAGCUACACCCGAUACAUUCGCCCGACCACGUUUUCCUCGGUUUUUUUUUUUUUUGAGAUUCUCUCGCCCUUGUUCGUUCUUUCUUCCGAGCGCCCGCGGGCGCGUUCGUUAUUGUGAUAUUCAAAAACACGUGAUCGAGAUCGAAGCAGCACGGAGAGACGCGGCACGAGAAAUUUUAACGACAAACUAUUCAACCUGGCACAUAUAGCGAUUGCAUCGUCUCUACCAACUAACGACUCCUUUGCUGCUAUCUUAUUGUUAGACUGUGUUAGCAUCUAUUUAGCAUCUAAUUAUUUUUACAUUCAAAAAUCGCCAUGAAUCGUUAUUCAUUCUUCUCAUAAUUUGAAUUUGUGAAGAGUACGCUAAAUAUUGCCUAGUUUAAAGGAGAGAAGUAAAAACGUAUUUGUCUUCACGAUAAAUUUUUUUUCUCGCAGUCGAUCGAUCGUAAAAUCGGUGCGCAUAUCACGCGUCAGUUUCAGGUUUCUUUAGUUUAAACAACAGUGAGACACGCAAAAAUGUGAU
This is a messenger RNA of Temnothorax curvispinosus, 2610 nucleotides long. RefSeq names its product ubiquitin-conjugating enzyme E2 H (gene UbcE2H). The record is from RefSeq and is a predicted model, not a curated record. Gene Ontology annotation, cellular component: nucleus. NCBI's taxonomy places the organism in Eukaryota, Metazoa, Arthropoda, Insecta, Hymenoptera, Formicidae. The transcript has 6 exons. Gene Ontology annotation, biological process: ubiquitin-dependent protein catabolic process; protein polyubiquitination. Gene Ontology annotation, molecular function: ubiquitin conjugating enzyme activity. Bases 809 to 1372 code for a protein of 187 amino acids.